AUGACUAACAUAGGCGAACCGAAACAUUAUUUAGGUAUGAACAUUCGAAGACAAAGAGAUAUGAAAAUAAUGACUGUUACUCAAGAAAAUUACAUUGAGAAAAUUCUAACGAAAUUUGGUUUUGACAAUGAAUUCCCGAAAAAUACACCGAUGAUAACUCGACAGGUAAUGAAUCGCGAACGUAGACAACGAGAAGAAGACAACUGUAAUGAAAGCAAAGAAACGUCCCUUGAUUUUCCUUACAGAGAAACGAUAGGUAGUCUUUUGUACUUAUCUGCGGCCACACGUCCAAAUAUUGCUUACGCGGUAAAUGUCCUGAGUAGACAUCAAAUCAACCCAACUGAAAACGAAUGGAAAAUGGUCAAAAGAGUUUUUCAAUAUCUCAAAGGAACAAAAGAUUUAGGUCUAAGAUUUAUAGGCAGACAAAACGAUUUGUUAGCUUAUUCCGACACAAGUUUCGCAGACUGCAAAAAUUCCAUUUCAACUUGCGGUUUUCUAAUACGACUGUUCAGUGAUACGAUUGCUUGGCGAGCAAACAAACAAACGUAUGUUGCUCUUUCGACUUGUGAAGCAGAAUUUGUUGCAAUGAGUUAG
Messenger RNA from Leptopilina heterotoma, 594 nucleotides. Its product is annotated as secreted RxLR effector protein 161-like. The record is from RefSeq and is a predicted model, not a curated record. Lineage: Eukaryota; Metazoa; Arthropoda; Insecta; Hymenoptera; Figitidae. Bases 1 to 594 code for a protein of 197 amino acids. The transcript has a single exon.